This is a messenger RNA of Grammomys surdaster, 2367 nucleotides long. RefSeq names its product solute carrier family 25 member 34 (gene Slc25a34). The transcript is spliced from 6 exons. The coding region runs from base 138 to 1094 and encodes 318 amino acids. The record is from RefSeq and is a predicted model, not a curated record. NCBI's taxonomy places the organism in Eukaryota, Metazoa, Chordata, Mammalia, Rodentia, Muridae.
AAGACAACCAGGGGCCUGCCUCUAGCCAGUGACAGGAUCUCUGUCCUCUAGACAUGGCUCUGGCUCCCUUUGAUCCCCAGCCCUGUGGCCAUGCAGGGGUGCAGACUGCCUAGACACUACCACCUGUAGCCUGUGACAUGACACUGACCCAGGCACAGAUGGCUCCUGCCACGGAUGCGAGGGAGAUGGUGUCCCCAGCUGUGGACCUAGUGCUGGGUGCCUCAGCCUGCUGCCUGGCCUGUGUAUUCACCAAUCCUCUGGAAGUGGUAAAGACCCGUCUGCAACUGCAGGGGGAACUGCAGGCCCCAGGCACCUACCCACGGCCCUACCGGGGUUUUGUGUCUUCUGUUGCAGCCGUUGCCCGGGCAGACGGGCUGUGGGGCCUUCAGAAGGGGCUGGCCGCUGGCCUUCUCUACCAGGGCCUCAUGAAUGGUGUCCGUUUCUACUGCUACAGCCUGGCAUGCCAGGCUGGCCUCACCCAGCAACCAGGAGGCACUGUGAUCACAGGCGCUGUGGCUGGGGCACUGGGAGCCUUUGUGGGGAGUCCUGCUUACCUGGUCAAGACACAGCUGCAGGCCCAGACAGUGGCUGCCGUGGCUGUGGGGCAUCAGCACCAGCAUCAGGGUGUCCUGAGUGCCCUGGAGACCAUCUGGCGCCAACAGGGCAUGCUGGGGCUGUGGCGGGGUGUGGGUGGGGCUGUGCCCCGAGUCACAGUAGGUUCAGCUGCCCAGCUGGCCACCUUUACCUCUGCCAAGGCAUGGGUUCAGGAUCGACAGUGGUUUUUGGAGGACAGCUGGCUGGUGACCCUGGCUGGAGGCAUGAUCAGCAGUAUAGCCGUGGUUGCAGUCAUGACACCACUCGACGUUGUCAGCACUCGGCUGUACAAUCAGCCGGCGGACAGAGCCGGCAGGGGCCAGCUGUACAGGGGCCUUGCUGAUUGCCUGGUGAAGACCUGUCAACAGGAGGGACCCCUGGCACUCUACAAGGGCCUGGGCCCUGCCUACCUGCGUUUGGGUCCCCACACCAUCCUUAGUAUGUUCUUCUGGGAUGAGCUGCGGAAACUGGCAGCGAGGGCCCAGCACCAGGGCACCUAGAUUCGUCCUUCAUCCCACUUCAUUCCACUGGCAUCUGGUGGAAUGAUGGCCUGCCUCAGAGCCAGCUUGAGUCAGGCCCUGCCACAGGUCAGGGGGAGAGCGGCGGGGCAUGUUGGACGACUGGGAUCCAUCCAGUCUCAGGACCAGUAUGCCCCGAGUCACCACCUCUUUGCUUCCUCUCUCUCCCCUGAGUUAACGUGCCUUAGCUCAUUCACUGCCACAGUAAUGCCUGCCUGUAAAGAUUCCCCAUUAAGAGAGCCACUCAGCUGCACUGGCCCCUCAGUCCUCCAGUGUGUGACCACAGGAGUCUCUCUCAGCAUAAGGAAACUGAGGCUGAGGGGAGCUGUCUCUCUGACUGGAGCCACAUACCUUUGCCACGACAUAGCCAGGACUGGAGUUCACCUCUGCCUAUCCCCAUAUGGUGCUCUCAACAAGGACAAGGCUACAUCAGGGCUACUGGGGUUCCUAUCUCUCAAAGGCCACUACAUGUGAGUACAUGGUUGUACCACAAAGGAGUCCUUGGUGUCCCCAGAGUCUAGUUGGCCAAGGCCAGUUAUCAAACCAAAUUCUGAAGCCUCGAUGGCUUAACAAAACAAAAAAAUUGUUUUCCUACCUUCUGAACCCGGAAGCCCGAGAAGGUAUUGACAGUGUUAGCAUCUCUCUUUGCCUUUCUUUCAGUUAUUUGUGGUGCAGUGGUGGAGCCAGGGCCUGGGCGUGUGAGUCACAUGAUCUGCCAGUGGUAUACCCCCCAGCCCAAGGCUGACUUCUCCCCAAGGUCUAAAAGUUAUUGACUUUAAAAUGAGCAGCUUUCUCUGAAUCAGAGUCAAAUCAGCUUUCCUCAGGCUGGGGACAUAGAUCAGUCUGCAGACUGCCCAUCCGCUGCUCACCAGGAGGCUCCGGGUUCCAUCCCCAGCACCGAAUGAACUGAUGGCACACGCCUGUGAUCUCAGCCCUGGGGAGGUAGAGGCAAGAGGAUCUGGAGUUCAAAAUCAUCCUCAGCUCCAUAGCUUCCGGUUUGCGAACAUCCAGAAGAGCUCAGGCCUAGGGAAGACGUCCACGUGGGUCACAGAGCAGAGCCACUGCAGGGCCAACGACAGACUCUGGGCCCUCUCUCCAGACAGCAGUCACACAGGAACAGGUGUGUAAGGCACCCAGUAGCCUUUCUACUAUGAAAGUGGACAUUCUUGGUCAGACACCUUCAAUCACCAACCAUAUCCCAAGAGGGAAAAACUACUCCAGUUGAACACUCCAAUAAAGUUUUAUAUUUUGUGUA